AAAAAUAGCUUCAAUUCUCGGCUGGGCAAGUUGUUUGAUUCUCAGAAAGCAACGACAGGAACGCUACUGUUUAUUAAUUUGUAAAGUAACCCAAUGCUAAAUCAAAUGAUUGCUGACACUGAACAAAAUAACCAAAUAAUCUUUUGCCGUCACCGAUCGAUCGGUACGACAUGAUUGCACCCUCAAGCAAAGUCCGAAUUGAUCACCUUGAUAUAUAUGUAAAAAUAUGAUUUUAAUUUUUUUCCGUUGACUGAAAUUGAAGACAGUAACAAAAAUUUCUCGUUAGUUUAGGAUGAAGUGGUAGAUAACCAUUGAGCCAGUCUGAAUCAUGGUAGGGAAUAAACAUGGUUUCUCUCCUAAACGUUACUUGAUUACAAUACUCUCGAGUAAUUUUUUUUGAGAGUAGAUGAAAAAACAUCACCAAGCUGUCAUCAGCCUAGUCAUGUUCUUCAAAGAUAUAACUAAGAAACUACAAGUGUAGGUUGAUAUGAGAAGCAAGAGCAACCACCACUAUCCUUCUAAGGGACGCAGCUAUCUCAGAAACGCAUGAGGUUUUCAAGAGCUCAGGGAAUGGGGAUCUGACUGUCAGAUUAAUAGCAGGUAUGUCAACAUAAAUCAGCUUUAAAACUGAACUUUACCGAAUUUGUAAAUUAGAUGUAAACUCAUUUUGCUUGAAUUUCUAAAAAGUAUCUUUUUCCUAUGUAUCAUUGCUUCAUUUUCAUAUGCAGUGAUGAGCCCAAGGAAAACGCCAAAAAGGUAAUUUCUUAUUUGAAGCUAAAAUUUCUUAUUUCAAUUGCAGAAUCGUUUGAAUAUUUCUUUUACCGAGAUUCCAGGCCCUCUUCUCACAUAAAAAAUCCAAUUCCUGUCUACCACUGAAUUUGAUAGGUCUGGCAUUCAAGUGUAGCACUUAUGACAAUCCUUUAUAUUUCAGGUUAUACUGCAUAAAAAAAUAUUUGAAAAAUUAUAUACUCAAGCUAUACCUGGGGCGGAAUCUGGCUGUCCCCAAAGUUUUGUGCAGAGAAAUUAAUGGCUGAAGCCGUGAUUCUUUUAGCUGUGAAGAAGAUUUGUGUUGCCUUGGGAAAUGAAGCAAUCAACCAAGCUACUUCAAAAUUCAAAAAGUUUGUUUCGCAGAUAACAGAGCUUCAAGGAAGCAUGGGCCGCAUCAAGAGGGAGCUCAGGCUGAUACAUCAAUUCCUUUCUCGAAUGGAUGUACGCAAUCGCAAUAAUGAGACGUAUGAAAUCUGGGUGGAAGAGAUAAGAAUGCUGGCACAUGGAAUUGAAGAUACUGUGGAUGAUUACCUGCAACUUGUUUCCCAUAAACAUGAUACUGGAUGGAGUACCUAUCUGAAGAAAGGAUUCACACGACCAAAUAUUCUGCUCUCUUUAAACAAGAUAGCAUUGUCCAUUAAGGAUGCAGAAGCCAACCUGAUGCACCUAUUCUAGGCGAAAGACCGAUGGGUUUCGAUGGUAGGUGAUGGUAAUAAUCCUAGUAAUGACAGCUCAAAUUACAUUGUUGAGAGGUCCCAACAUCUAGCAAGCAUUUCACGCUCCCUUGGUGAAGAAGAUCUUGUUGGGGUCAAUCAAAAUAGAGAAACACUUGAAGAGUGGCUGGCAGAUGAUUUGUUGGAACGUUCAGUAAUUACGCUGCAUGGAAUGGGAGGGCUUGGAAAAACAGCCUUGGCAGCAAAUGCAUACAUGAGGGAGAAAGAAAAGUUUCAGUGUCAUGCAUGGGUCUCGAUUUCUCAAUCUUACUGCAUCAAGGAUGUUCUAAAAUGUUUGAUCACUGAACUUUCCAGAAAUGUGAAAAAGACUAAUUGGGGUAACAUUACUGACAUGGAUACUGGAGGUUUUCGUGAAGAGCUGAAGAGAUUCCUAAAGCUCCAGAAGUGUUUGAUCGUAUUGGAUGAUGUUUGGGCGCCAGAAGUAAUCAAUGAUUUGUUUGGAGCACAUGUUCCUAAUCUCAAAGGGAGCAGAAUACUUGUGACAACACGUAUCGAUGAUGUAGCUCAACUUGCUUUCCCAGACAGGAGAAUAACAUUAGAACCUCUAUGUGAGAAGGAAUCAUGGGAACUCUUCUGUAGAACAGCUUUUCCAAGGGAGACAAAUCAUGAGUGCAAUGCAGAACUGUUGCACUUGAUAGAUCAAAUAGUUAGCAAGUGUAAGGGGGUUCCUCUGGCAAUUGUCUCUAUUGGCAGGCUUGUCUUUGUGCGUGACAAGACCAAAGAGGAACUGAGGAGAAUACAUGACCAGCUCGACUGGGAGUUAAUAAAUAAUCCAAGCCUGGAACAUGUCAGGAAUAUCCUUUACUUGAGCUACAUUUACCUUCCAACACAGUUGAAAAGUUGUUUCCUAUAUUGCAGCUUGUUUCCGGAGGAUCAUCUUCUCAAAAGAAAGGCAUUAAUACGGUGGUGGAUAGCGGAGGGAUUCAUCAGUAAGAGGGGUAGAAGCACAAUGGAGGAAGUGGCUGAAGGGUAUCUACAGGAAUUGGUUAACAGGAACAUGCUACAACUAAUUGACAGGAAUUCAUUUGGCAGGAUAAAAUCAUUCCGGAUGCAUGAUAUCAUGCAUGAGUUGGCGGUUGACUUGUGCCGAAGAGAAUGUUUUGGCGUUGCAUAUGAUGAAGAUAAUAGACGUUGGGAACAUGAGGAUAGAGAUGAACGCCGAUUGGUAGUACACAAACUUAAUAAGGACAUUGAUCAAGAAAUUUCUUGUGCGCAUAGUCUUCGAUCAGUCAUUACAUUGGAUAAUAGUAUGAUAUCAUCAUCCAGCAUACUAUGUCUAGUAGUGGACAAUUGCAGAUAUAUGUCAAUACUGGAGUUAAGUGGGCUACCCAUCAGCACGGUUCCAGAUGCUAUUGGAGAUCUAUUCAAUCUCCGCCAUUUAGGUCUUCGUGGUUCAAAUGUGAAGUUUCUCCCAAAGUCUAUCGAGAAGCUAACCAACCUGUUAACACUAGACCUCUUCAGAUCUAGCAUACUGGAGCUUCCUAGAGGCAUUGUCAAGCUGACAAAGCUUAGGCACUUGUUUGCUGAGAAACAGACUGAUCGACAUCGGCGCCUUUUCAGGUGGUGCACUGGUGUAAGCAUCCCCAGGGGCCUUGAGAACUUGACAAGCCUACAAUCCCUACAAGCACUGGAAGCUCAGGAUGAGUCUGUUAGAUGCUUAGGAGAGCUCAGGCAGAUGAGAGGUCUCAGAUUAUGGAAAGUGAAGGCAAGCCUCUGUGAACGCCUCUAUGAGUCGCUGCUUCAGAUGAAAUGUUUGUCCUACCUAAGUAUCACGGCAAGUGAUGAGGAUGAUGUUCUCCAGUUGGAUGGCUUGAACCCCCUUCCUCCAAGCCUUCAUAAACUACGUUUAAGUGGACGAUUGGCACACACCAUGUUGGGUGCAGAGUCUCCUCUAUUCCAAGAAGAUGCCGGGGGACGAAAUCUGUACUCGUUGCGCCUAUUUUGGUCCCAACUAAAAGAGGAUCCCUUGCCAUCCCUUUCUCGGUUGUUAAAUCUAACAGAGCUACAUUUCACCAGAGCCUACAACGGAGAGAAGCUGGUCUUCCUUACUAGAUGGUUUCCCAAGCUGAAGGUUCUACGUUUAAGAGACUUGCCUAAUCUAAAGAGGAUGGAUAUUCAGCAAGGUGCCAUGGUGAGCCUUGAAAGAUUAAGACUAAUAAACCUAAGCAGCAUGGAAGAGGUCCCUCUAGGCAUUGAGUUUCUCAUGCCCCUCAAAUAUCUAAGCUUCGAGGAGAUCACUGUUGACUUCUUACUGUCAUUGCGCCAAUCUAGAAUUGGUGGUAUGCGAUGGUGGCACACUUUACGAGAGGAGAAUGAUAUGGAAGCUGGUGUAAGAACGUAGGCUACUUGAUUCCGUGGCAAUUAGCUACUGUUAUGUAAUAUAAAUUCAAUUCAAUAUCAUAAACUACAACACUAGCUAGCUAUAUGCCAGGUUAUGCAUGUCACAACAUUUUUGUCCAUAAGCCUUCUCUUACUGGCUAGGUGUGGUAGAUAGUCUGACCGCGUGCAGGGAGAUGCAUCUUCUCAAUUACAAGAUUAGAGUUUAAGACUCUUUUCAUUUAAUGGGUUGGUUUUGGUUGAGGGUCGUCCUAAUUCUGAGUUAAAUGUGUAUUGAACUUGGUUUGUUGUCGGUAUGCAUCAUAGGUAUGAAGAGGCCGGAGUUUAGAUUGUAA
This is a messenger RNA of Oryza sativa Japonica Group (Japanese rice), 4174 nucleotides long. The record is from RefSeq and is a predicted model, not a curated record. Lineage: Eukaryota; Viridiplantae; Streptophyta; Magnoliopsida; Poales; Poaceae.